AUGGCUGUUCCCGAAAUGUCCCAAGAGUNNGAGAACGAGCACCAGAGUAGAUGUCUGGUGGGUGAAACGGUGAUCAGAUUGGGGCGCAUGGGCUCUCUGGGGCUUGUCGAAGUGGUAGCAUUCCCACUCUUCAGCGACUCAUCCGACAACGUAGGCCCAGCACGCGCGCAAUAUUGGCUCGCUCGUCGCACUCUGUCUGCCACGCCGGCUGUAGACCUCCAGUCGCUGGCCAAGCGCGUGCGAUACAAGGUCAUGGACCAGAACACUCCGAGCCCGAACAAUCAAGAUGACUCGGACAAUACUCCCCGAUCUGAACUCCCCUCGCUCGCCGUCACUCCUACGCCUGCUCGUGACGAAUUCAAGCACACCUCUGAGGACGACUACUUUGCUCUGAAGCCUGCCUCGAAACGAAACUCGCUUCUGUCCCCUGCAGAUGCUGUCGCCGCUACCCCACCCAGCCUCCGCCGCACAACCACCUAUCCCGAUACGCCCCAUAGGCCUGUUGUUCAGAGAGACCUUUCCAAUGCCUCGGUUGCUAGCGUCGAGAGUAACUUGAGCACCGUCACUGUCAAGGCUUCCGACUCGGGCCACGAAUCGUCCAGCACGGCGACGUCUCCUCUCUAUACUCGACCCAGAUACCCUAAUCAAGCCUUCUCUGCUCUGCAGACACAACGAUACCCACCACCGCAUCUACCUCCAACUCUGCGCACCAAAACUCAUCAUCCCGCCCAGCCUGGAGACUUUCGUCAAGCGAUAAAUGCCUUGCACAAAACUGGCGCUAGAACUGCCGACAAUACUCCAGCCGUCACACCUGGCUUGUUCACUCCUAGUGUCCCUCCAGAGCAGUCAAAUCUCGGUCCUGAUGAACACGGAUUCUAUGCGAGUCCGUUUCUCCACUUUACCCAUCGCCAAGCACCCAAAGAGACCCACAUUGCUGAUGUUGAUAUUGACCCCAUAUCUGGAAGGAAACUCAUCAACAAUUACGAAAUCAUUGACGAACUCGGUAGGGGCACACACGGCAAGGUUAAGCUUGGUCGCAAUCUUGCCACAAACGAGUAUGUUGCGAUCAAGAUUGUUGAGCGUUACUCCAAGAAGCGUCGACUCGGCAAACUAGGCAACGCCGAAGACAAAGUCAAGAAGGAGGUCGCCAUUCUGAAGAAGGCUCGGCAUCCAAACAUCGUCGCCCUACUAGAGGUCAUCGACGAUCCCGCUCGCAAAAAGGUCUAUAUUGUGCUAGAACGUGUCGACCUUGGCGAGAUCGUAUGGCGUGCAGGCGCUCCUAAGGAGAUUGCUUUGGUCGAGUGCCGUCGCUAUAACAGAGAGUCGCGUGGUGUCUUCGACGACGACGAGGCCGAGGCUGAGGAUCGUGCCAUCCUUGACGAGGCCAAGACACGGCGUCUCAAACAGCAGAGGCGAACUUUGAGAAGAAUGCGUCGGCAAAGAAUGGCUGGGGGUACUGGACCAGGAGCAUGGAGUUUCGAGUUUGGUGGUGAUACCGAUGAAGAUGAUUCAGAUGCAGACCAAGCAUCAAGGAUCUCGACAUCGACGACCGAGAAGAGCGUGGAUCAAGUUGGAGUUGAUAGUCGUCAACUGUCAGCUGUACUAGCGCAGUUCUCCGUCGGGGAAAGUGAAGCAGCUGAUCCCGGUACACCUGUCAAUCCCGUCAAUCCCCAAACGUUCUGGCAGGAACCUAGUCCAGUCAAACUUCUAGAAGGGACUAUGUAUGGUUCUUACGAAGACGAAGAGGCCAACGAAGAAGAGACCCGUGCGCCAAGCUUGGCCAGUAGCGACUUUGACGAGGCCAAAGAGUUGGCGAAGACUGUCGGCACUGCAGCUUUCUAUGCUCCUGAGUUGUGCUACACUGAUGGGUCUGGCGACUCUCCUCCAGUGGGACCUGCUAUUGAUGUUUGGGCUCUCGGCAUCACUCUGUUUUGUAUGCUAUUUGGCCGCACGCCAUUUGUCGACAACGAAUUUGUCGUCAUGCGCCGCAUCGCUGAUGAAGAGAUCUACGUGCCCAAGAGGCGUUUACGACCAGUUGACCCACGCCCUAAGUCUCGCCCUUCUUCUCAUGGUCGGUACUUCCCACCCGCCGCCUCAGGNAAAAGAUCAGAAUACGAGCUGGCAUACGAAGAACUAGAUGACUUGCUCCUCGACUUGUUUCGUAGGCUACUGCAGAAAGAUCCUGCAAAGCGCAUCACCCUAGAAGAAGUUCGACACCACCCUUGGGUGGUUCAAGACAUCUCAAACAAGCCUCUUUGGCUUGAUGAGACUGACCCUUCGAGACAGGCACAUGGCAAGAAAAUUCAGGUCUCUAAGGAGGAACUGCAAGACGCUGUCGUUCCUGUCAAAUUGGUUGAGAGGAUUCGAUCAGGUGUGAAGAAGACUAUAGGGGGUUUGAUGAGCGGUUUAGGUCGCGCAAGUUCAACUCGGACGAGAACACCUUCGAUGUCGGGAUCCCANCCCCUAUCGGCAAGUUCCUCGAGCAGUGCCAUCAGCCAAGAAGGGCGAAGAAACAGUUUACGGGGAGAUGAGAGCAUCUUCUCCGCCUUAAAAGCUUCUCGUGAAACCGAACACCCUUUGGCGCAGAGUGUUACUGUCAGCCCAGAGCAAGGUCCAAACCGGGAUGCCUACUUUUCCAGUCUCAGCACGCCGACUGGGGCGACCGACUAUCCUAGCCAUGGCGAUAGAUCAAGAUCUAUUAUGUCCACAACCACCUCUGUGCGGACGAUCAAGCCCACAGAUACACUCCACCCACAGAUCACUCCAGAAUCGCCGCCUUCGUCUCCCGGACUAACUUCUUCGUCCUUCGACACUACUGUCACCAACAUUGGUGGUCUUCUGAGCGGAGCCGGUCGACGCAUCUUGAAGAGCGUGCGAGAUCGUAGUACCGCAGGACGGAGCACAGACGGAUUGGAAAGAUCAACUAGCAGAGCACCAUCCGAGUCGAGUGACGCUCACGCUGACCCAAGCGUCGCUUGCUUCGAGUCCAAUAGUCUCAAGAUCACAAUCAAGAGCGGCUCCGGAACGCCGAGACACGGCGAUUCGCCCAAGCACAACACUUUCCCGGCAAGUGUCUACCUCAUCUUUCGAGGCACGGCGGCGUCUGGAGCUUGA
Messenger RNA from Aureobasidium musti, 3114 nucleotides. NCBI's taxonomy places the organism in Eukaryota, Fungi, Ascomycota, Dothideomycetes, Dothideales, Saccotheciaceae. The record is from the annotation of a GenBank genome assembly.